Molecule: messenger RNA, 2515 nt
Organism: Ciona intestinalis (vase tunicate)
Lineage: Eukaryota; Metazoa; Chordata; Ascidiacea; Phlebobranchia; Cionidae
Source: RefSeq, a predicted model, not a curated record
AAUUAACUUGAGCAGUUCCUGUUGGCGUUUGUAUGUGAAGCAAUCUAAAAUGUUUGUGCAUUAAACUGCAGUAUAAGUGCUUGGGCAAAACGAGCUGUUAGUGUGUUUAAAAAUGAGUAAUGGAAUUGAUAAUUUUAUUAUUGCAAUGUGAAUAACCCAGAACUUAAUGAAACACAUCAAAUUCAUUUUACAGUGACAGAAUGUGUAGUUAGGAAUAUUAGGUGGGAAUUACACUGUUUUAAAGAAAAUAAAAGAAUAAUCGUUUCCACGUAAAAGUAUUUUGAUUGCUAUUGAUUCACUUGCGCCAAACAUAAAUAAUGAGUAAAAACGACGCAAGCAUGACGUCAUUCAGCACUAUACCAGAAAAAACUCCCGAAAAACUUCCCAACGGUGAAAGCAAUCAAGCUUUCGAGGAUGACGAUAGCGUGUGCAAAAGUGAUGAAAAACAGCAAAUUGAAACUGCCAUCCAGGAAUUAAAGGAACAAAUAACCGAUGAUGAUCAUGAAGAUCUCUACUUUGAUGAAAGCAAAGUUAAUCCUGUUGUUAAAAUUCUUAUUUCUCCCGUCAAAAUGUUGGAGGAAUUAUUCAACAGGUACAAGCGUUUUAUACCCAUCAUAGUUGUGGUGAUCAUAUUUCUAGGUGUUACAGCUUACAUGGUCGUGGCUUUGAUAUGGAACUUCAACCGAGCUCUCACGUUAAUGGUGAUAUGGCUUGUAGUGGUAGCAUACAACAUAUAUGCUUUCAUACGAGAUUAUUUUGGGAAUGAUCUAAUGCCUUAUCUUAAGCCUGUGUAUAAGACAGUCAACAAAAAUAUGUUCUGGUUACAAUGGGUUUUUGUUGCAUGUGUGGUGGGGGGCUUGGCUACAUGGAUUGCGAUAGACACUUCAAAACGACCGGAACAACUUAUUUCUGGCGCUGGAUAUUUGGUUUUCUUGUUCAUUUUAUUUCUAACCUCAAAACACCCAGAAAGGGUUCGAUGGAGGCCUGUCUUCUGGGGUUUAUUGAUCCAAGUUUGCCUUGGAAUGUUUAUCCUUCGUACACAAGCGGGCUUUGAUGCUUUUAACUGGUUGGGAAAUAUUUUUCAAACUUUUAUCAACUAUGCAGAUGAGGGAGCUCGAUUUUUAUAUGGGGAUGAUUUUGCUGACCAUUAUUUUGCAAUGAAAGUUCUGUCCAUUGUUAUUUACUUUGGAGCUUUUAUAUCAGUGAUGUAUUACAUUGGAGCAAUGCAGUGGCUGAUAUUUAAGAUUGCUUUUCUCAUGCAAAUCACACUCGGGACUUCCGCAACUGAAUCCAUGGUGGCAGCAGGAAACAUAUUUGUGAGCAUGACCGAAUCUCCAUUGCUUAUUCGGCCUUAUAUAAAUGACCUUACCACAUCUGAACUGCAUGCUGUUAUGACUGCUGGCUUUGGAACAAUUGCUGGAAGUGUGUUGGGUGCUUAUCUAGGUUUUGGGAUUAAAGCGGUAUACGUGAUCAUGGCGUGCUUCAUGGCUGCACCUUGCGCACUCGCUGUGUCAAAACUUGUUUAUCCCGAAACAAAGAAAUCAAAGUUUUUAUCGUAUGAGGGUUUGGUGGUAGAAAGCGAUGGUUAUCGUAACAUUGUAGAAGCUGCUUCAGCUGGAGCUUCACAAGCUAUUCCUGUUGUUUUAAAUGUCGGUGCAAAUCUGAUUGCAUUUAUUUCACUUUUAGCUGCAGUUAAUGGCUUUCUUAAUUGGUUUGGGGGUCUCCUUAAUUGCCCUGAACUAAGUUUUCAGAUGAUAUGUUCAUAUGUGUUUAUGCCGAUAACUUUCUUAAUGGGGAUCUCCUGGACAGAUUGUUUCAAGUGUGCAGAGCUUAUUGGGUCCAAGAUUUUCUUGAAUGAGUUUUACGCUUACGAGGCACUUUCUGACAUGCUACAAAUCCGUGACACUGGUACUGUACCCCAUGUUGACCCUGUGACUGGGGUGGUUUACUGGGUGGAUGAAAGAUCUGAAGCAAUCGUUACUUACGCAUUAUGUGGGUUCGCUAAUGUCAGCUCAGUUGGAAUCAUUUUAGGAGGGUUAGGUAUCAUGGCUCCUCACAGAAGAGGAGAGAUGGCUAAGAUUGUGAUCAGAGCUUUGAUAGCUGGAAUAUUUGUCAGUCUUCUUAAUGCUUGUGUUGCUGGAUUCCUUUACGUACCAGGAGAUAUAUUUUGUGAUAAUAUGCUUGCUACAACUAACUGGACCCGUACAGAUCCAGAUCGACUCUGGCAAUGUUGUUCAACGGUGGUUUUUCCAAUCUCACCAGACACAGAAGCUUGUCAUAAUUGCUGCGCGUAUGAUUGGGCGUCAACGUUGUACCAGAUUAAUUGCACCAAUGUAUGCAUGUAAAAGCACGCAAGAGUUCCUUUUUUCUUCACCUUUGUGCAUAAAAUCAUCGUUGCAUUUUCCAAUGUUAAAAGCCCGUACAUUGAACAACAGAAUACAUGGAAAAUUUUAGUAUGUCUUGAUGCGUAUGUCUGUAGUUUACUGGUAUUUUCGUCGUUACAUUUUCAUCAUCG